This is a messenger RNA of Triticum turgidum subsp. durum (durum wheat), 1740 nucleotides long. NCBI's taxonomy places the organism in Eukaryota, Viridiplantae, Streptophyta, Magnoliopsida, Poales, Poaceae. The record is from the annotation of a GenBank genome assembly.
AUGCGGGUGUUGAGAAAAGUCGGAGUGGUUUUAGUCUGCCUGCUCUUCCUACUCAUUGGGGAAGUUUCGGCGGUUGCCCAGACCGAGGUUGGUCAUGUGCGUGUAACACAGGAGGCACCAGAUCUGAAGCUAGAGGAUGCUGGUAGACAUGAUGUGUCCCAAAGUGGAAGGGUGUCGGUGUAUGUUGUUGCAUGGUCGACGCUUGCGAUGGCUGCAGCAACAGGGUUGGGAGCACUUCCCUUCUUUUUCCUGGAGCUAGAGGCCCAAUGGGCAGGCCUUUGCAAUGGGUUGGCAGCUGGGGUGAUGUUGGCAGCAAGUUUUGAUCUUGUGCAGGAAGGGCAGAUGUACGGCAGUGGGAGUUGGGUUGUUUUGGGGAUUUUGAGUGGAGGGAUCUUUAUUUGGCUUUGCAAGAAGAUUCUUGAGCAACAUGGAGAAGUAAGUAUGUUGGAUAUAAAAGGUGCAGAUGCAAGUAAAGUUAUUCUUGUUGUUGGAAUAAUGACACUCCAUUCUUUUGGCGAGGGUUCUGGUGUUGGUGUUUCCUUUGUUGGGUCAAAAGGAUUAUCUCAAGGUCUUUUAGUUACUGUAGCUAUAGCAGUGCACAACAUACCUGAAGGCCUGGCUGUAAGCAUGGUACUAUCAUCUAGGGGUGUCUCCCCACAAAAAGCAAUGCUAUGGAGUAUCAUAACAUCUUUACCACAGCCAAUUGUUGCUGUGCCUGCAUUCCUUUGUGCCGAUGCAUUUCAGAAGGUGCUUCCUUUCUGUACUGGUUUUGCUGCAGGGUGCAUGAUAUGGAUUGUUAUUGCAGAGGUUCUUCCUGAUGCUUUUAAGGAAGCAACUCCAUCUCAAGUAGCCUCUGCUGGAACACUUGCUGUUGCUUUUAUGGAAACAUUAAGUACCGUGCUUCAGGGAUUCACGGAUGGCCACGGCUUGGAAGAUACAUCAGGCUUUUUGGUAUCACUUGUAUUUGGUCUUGGUCCACUUUUUGGAGGAAUUAUACUUGUCGCGUUCUCGCUUGCCUUCAACAUGCCACACCCUCUUCUUACUGGUGUAGCAUCUGGCAUUGCCUUCCGUCUUGCUUCAUGGAGGCCAUUGCAACUUGUGAUGUCCUUAAAGAUGGGUCUCUUCACCACCUUGUUCCUCCUGCUAGGAGGUUCCGUCUUCUACCAUCUCGUGGAAGCAAGCAUCCUUAUGGUUGCUAAACACAAUAAAUCAUCCGUCAAUGUCAUUACAUCUUCCAGCAGGCUCUCUCUUAGUGUCCUCACACAGCAAUCGCUCCUUGCUUGCGGUUGCGUCUUCCUUCACGCCUACGCCGAAGGGCUUGCACUUGGUGUGGCGGCACGCAAGGCAUCUGGUCUAGGCCGCUACAUGGUUCUUCCAGUCUCUCUUCACGGCCUACCACGGGGUGCUGCUGUUGCUAGUUGUGUAUAUGGUGCCACUGAUAGCUGGCGAGGAGCCUUGGCAGCUGCAGCUCUGACCGGGUUUGCGGGACCAAGCGCGGCCAUCGGUGCAAUCCUUGCGAAGAUUGGCUAUGAUGGACUGGACUAUUGGAUGGUGAUUGCAUGCGGGGCUUUGAUCCCAAGCUUUGGCCGUGUCUUCAGACGCUCGUUGCGGCUGGACGCGAGGAAGAGCGUCUGCGGGAUCCUGAUAGGUUUUGGUUUUGCUUGGGUGUGUUUGAUGUCCACCAGAUUCAUCUGCUUGCACACCCCUUACUGCAAUUCAGCUCCAGAAGCGGUCACAUGA